AUGUGCAGCCGCACCACCUUGCCGAACUUCUGCAGAAGGCCACCAUCGCCGACACCGCCAAGGUCAUCCAGGGACAAAAUCAUGGGGCUCAGCCAGGUCAACGACGUCAAGGAGUUCGGCUCGGUCAUUUCCAUCGGAGACGGAAUCGCCCGCGUGGUGGGACUCAACAAGGUGCAGGCCGGCGAAAUGGUCGAGUUCCGCUCGGGCGUGCGCGGCAUGGCCCUCAACCUUGAGACCGACAACGUGGGGGUCGUCAUCUUCGGAAACGAUCGCAACAUCCAGGAGGGGGACACGGUCACCAGGACGGGGGCGAUCGUCGACGUGCCCAUCGGCGAGGAGAUGCUCGGCAGGGUGUUUGACGCCCUGGGCAACCCCAUCGACGGGGAAGGCCCAGUCAACACGAGCAAGAGGAAGCGGGUCGAAAUCAAGGCGCCGGGCAUCAUCCCGCGGAAGUCAGUGAACGAGCCGAUGCAAAGUGGGCUCAAGGCGGUGGACUGCCUGGUGCCGAUCGGCCGGGGGCAGCGUGAGCUCAUCAUCGGGGACCGGCAGACCGGCAAGACCGCCAUCGCCAUCGACACGAUCCUCAACCAGAAGAAGAACUUCUAGACCAACGAGGUCAAGCGGCAGCUCUACUGCGUGUACGUGGCCAUUGGACAGAAGCGAUCCACUGUGGCCAACAUCUGCAAAACGCUCAAGGACCACGACGCCAUGAAGUACACCAUCGUGGUGGCCGCCACCGCCUCCGAAGCCGCGCCCCUGCAGUUCCUGGCCCCCUACUCGGGCUGCGCCAUUGCGGAGUUCUUCCGGGACAACGGCAAGCACGCCCUAAUCAUCUACGACGACUUGUCGAAGCAGGCGGUGGCCUACCGGCAGAUGUCACUGCUGCUGCGCCGUCCGCCCGGGCGCGAGGCCUACCCCGGAGACGUGUUCUACCUGCACUCGCGGCUACUGGAGCGCGCGGCCAAGCUAAACGACAGCUUCGGGGGCGGGUCGAUGACCGCCCUGCCUGUGAUCGAGACCCAGGCGGGUGACGUCUCAGCCUACAUCCCCACCAAUGUGAUCUCGAUCACCGACGGGCAGAUCUUCCUGGAGACCGAGCUGUUCUAUAAGGGCAUCCGGCCCGCCAUCAACGUCGGCCUCUCAGUCAGCCGCGUCGGGUCGGCCGCACAGAUCAAGGCCAUGAAGCAGGUCGCAGGCAAGCUCAAGCUCGAACUGGCCAGUACCGGUGAGGUCGCCGCCUUUGCGCAGUUCGGGUCGGACCUCGACGCAGCCACGCAGCAGCUGCUGAACCGCGGGGGGCAGCUGACCGAGUUGCUGAAGCAGAAGCAGUUCGUGCCGAUGGCGGCGGAGGAGCAGGUGUGCGUGGUGUUCGCAGGAGUGCGGGGCUUCCUCGACAAGAUGGUGACGAGCGAGAUCUCGAAGUUCGAGGCGAAGUUCCUGGCGCACAUGAAGAGCAACCACGCGGGCAUCCUGGAGAACAUCCGGAAGUCGGGCCAGCUGUCCGCGGCCGACGAGGCCGAGAUGACGACCAUCCUCGGGGCGUUCAUCCCCGAGUGCGGCUGCCAGAUGAAAGCCUGA
Hippocampus zosterae (dwarf seahorse) is the source of this 1578-nucleotide messenger RNA. Its product is annotated as ATP synthase subunit alpha-like. The record is from RefSeq and is a predicted model, not a curated record. Lineage: Eukaryota; Metazoa; Chordata; Actinopteri; Syngnathiformes; Syngnathidae. Gene Ontology annotation, molecular function: ATP binding; proton-transporting ATP synthase activity, rotational mechanism; ADP binding. Gene Ontology annotation, biological process: proton motive force-driven ATP synthesis; proton transmembrane transport.